AUGGCGCCAGCUUGGGCCAGGCCGCUCGCGGCGGACGCCGGUGUCAAGUCGUCGGUGGCGUCGGCCAUCGCGUCCGCAGUUGCUUCGACGACGUCGUCGUCGGCUGGCUCGGUCAGCGAUGCUACGCCUGCCCCGAUCGAAGAUGGUGGUGACGAGUACGCGACGACCGCGUCUGAGACGUUUUCUCCUUCGGGCGUGCUUCAAUAUGGAACCGUCGCGCCCGCAACACUUCCGUCGUACGUUCAGUACUACCCGACCGACGCACCUACGACGGCGACAUUGCAGUACUACCUGACCGACGCACCCACAAAGGCGACGUCGUUUGACCAGGACUACCCGACGGAUGCACCUACGACUGCAACACCGGUGGAUUCGUACGACGCGGACACGACGGCGUCUACGUUUGGCAGCUCUGGUGGGCAGUUUACAGGAAAUGUCCCAACGCUCUCGCCUUCAAUGCAGUUUGCCAAAGCUGUCGCGCCUGUGUCCCGAGAGCCUGAGUCGGCAACGGAUGCCAACUCGCUCUCGGCGUAUGCCUUCGCGGCCGCCCCGGUGCCGCAAGACAUCGUGCCACCGUCGAGCGACUCGAUCCUCGACAAGGUUGUUGCGUACAUCACGACAGCACCGGCACCGCCGGCUGCUAGCAAGUACCGCACGCGGCCACAGUGUGUGUCGACCGAGUAGCUUCGCGUCUCGAUGUCGUGCGUAGUGCAGCGGAAAUAAGUCAUUAAUGUUCACCAUCCAUAGUCUUUUCUAUAAUAAAUAGUAUUUUCCUUAUGUUGUCC
Saprolegnia diclina VS20 is the source of this 785-nucleotide messenger RNA. RefSeq lists its product as hypothetical. The transcript is spliced from 2 exons. Lineage: Eukaryota; Oomycota; Saprolegniomycetes; Saprolegniales; Saprolegniaceae. The coding region runs from base 1 to 684 and encodes 227 amino acids. The record is from RefSeq and is a predicted model, not a curated record.